UAGCAAAGUUUAUCAUCACCAGAAGAAUUUGUCUCUACAAAACCUAAUAUUUUUUGUAAUUUGUCUUGGUUAAGAGAAUGGUAGUAAGGAGACCACGUUAUGUUAAAGAACCAAUGCCGCUUGGCAUUUAUUCGACGUUUUUUGUGCAUCAGAGCGAAAGAAAAAAGGAGUUUGGGCGACAUUAGACAGUUAUGUACGAAGUCAUUGAAUAAAUCUAUUCUUUCUACCAAUGCAUUUGGAGUUCGUAACAGUGUGAAGGGAUCAUUUUGUAACUUUGUACAAUACACAAAAGAAGUUAGAUGUGCAUCAGAAACAUUAAAUAAGAGCAGUUCUGGUAUAGCACUUGGACUUGAUCCUGGUGUUAAGACUGAGCAUGUUCAAGAGGAUACGUUGUCUGUUGAUAGUUCAUUGAAAUUGUCAUGGAAACAGAAAUUUGGUUAUUACCUUCGACUAUCAAAGUAUCGUCUUACAGGCUUAGUAGUAAUUACCACAAUGGCUGGAUACAGUCUGGCACCGGGUGAAUUUUCUCCAUCAAUCUUAGCCUUUGCAUCUCUUGGUACUCUGCUGUGUUCAUCAUCGGCAAACACCAUUAACCAGUGGCUAGAAGUUCCAUUCGAUUCACAAAUGUCACGUACUAAAAAUCGAGUUCUGGUCCGUGGACUCAUGAGUUCAACCCAUGCGUUGUCGUAUGGUUUGGUCGCGGGAGUGGCGGGAUUAACUAUACUUUCAACGCAAGUCAAUGGAUUGACUGCUGCCUUAGGAGCGUCCACACUUCUCCUUUAUACCACAGUUUACACUCCGCUAAAGCGAUUGAGUAUCGCAAAUACAUGGGUUGGUUCCGUGGUUGGGGCCUUACCUCCGCUCAUGGGAUGGAGCGCUUGUACAGGAACGUUACACCCCGGAGCUUUUAUCCUUGGCGGCGUUUUGUACUCGUGGCAAUUUCCACAUUUCAAUGCCCUAAGCUGGAAUCUUCGCGGCGAUUACUCAAGAGCUGGCUAUCGAAUGAUGUCAGUUCUUAAUCCUGAACUUUGUCGUAAGGUAACAUUACGUCAUUGUAUUUCGCUCAUAGCUUUGUCAACGUUACUUCCGAUGAGUGAUGUCACAACAUGGUGGCUUGCAGUGGAUUCGCUUCCGUUAAAUGCAUGGUUUACCUUGUUAGCUUGGAGAUUUUAUAAGCGCUCGGACAAUAAGUCGGCGCGCAAAUUAUUUCGUUUCAGUCUCAUUCAUUUACCUUUGUUGAUGGGUCUGAUACUUUUUCACAAGAAAUGUAGCAAUGAAAGAGGUAAUGACUUCGAGGACAUUGCAGAAGAAAAGAAUAUUUUAAGUGCAUUUUAAUAAAACAAUGUGUCGCAAUAUGUCUCUCGGAAGUGAACAACAUUUAACUUGGUUUUGAUAUCGUUACCAGUUAGGGAGUGGUCAUGAUUAAAACUAGGGGUUGGACUAAAGAGAAAGGAGUUACAAAAAAAUCGGUUUAGGAUGUGGUUGAAGAAAAUGAAAUACCACUACAUGACUGAUGAAACUAACGUCUAAUAUAAAAUAGCAUUUUCCCCACGCGGGCGCUCAUUGGUUAAAUGCUCGAAAAACUCGUAUUCCUACUCUAUAGAAACACGGGAAUCUCAGUCUCGCAAAAGUCUCGCAGGUUGCCUGGUUUGCGCGAAAAAGGCUAAAUAUGAGCAAGAUGUCAUUAAAGAAUGUGUGUCAACCAAGAUGCAUUGCGCGUUAAUCACGGCGUGGCGGCCUUUUUCUGAGACGCGAAAAUGGCGGCUUGCGUUAUUAUUUGUUGUCCAUGGAACUUAGACCAACCGACAACUUUAAAAUAGAAUUUUUAAGUAAUUUAAAAGUUUUUAUUUGAAAUGGCUUCGUUUCCUAAUCGUGGAAGGCCAAAACGGAAAGUUGAACAACACCACGAGUGGAUAAGACAAAACGAGUUAAAUAGAAUGGCACAACAGGCAAUAGUGAAUUUGCUGCUUAUUUUCUUCAAAUUUUGAAUAAAAAGAAAAACGUAGCUAUAGUCCUACAUCUAUAAUUUACCACUACAAAACGAAUAAAUCGCUAUUAAAAAAUAACAACGUGGAAUUUUAAAUACAAUAACUGUAUUUUUUAAGUAUUUUAACAAAAAUAUGUUCUAAUAAAAAAGUGAAAUUUACUUGUACCUGUGUCCGUUUCGAAGUUUGUACUAACUCAGUAAUUACAGUCAAAAUUUUUAAAUAAUGUUUUUUUGCUGAAUUUUUCAGCUAAAUUAGAUGACGUAUAUUCGAGGAACUAGGAUUCAGUGUACCGAUGGCUCAAAAAUUAACGAUGUAAACAAAAGCAAAAGCGCGCAAUGCAUCGUGGUUGACACACAUUCUUUAAAAUCGAUAAUGUCUUUUGACUCUUUUCAAUAUUGUUUUUAAAAGUCUAUUUUACAAUGGAAAUAGAAAACAUAUUUACCUGUUCCUAUUAAGUUAUAGAAACAUUUGCGAAAGUUUAAGAGAAACCAGAAAUUGCUGAAUACACUUGUGCUUGUGCUUGCCACGCAAUUUCUCCUUUGUCUCAAAUCUUCUUGCGUGUUUCUAUAACUCUUUAGAAACUCGGAAAAUGCUUUAUAUUUCUUAAAUUAUGUAGCGUACAAGAAACUAAUACCUCUUUUAUCGAUACCAAUUCACUAGUGAUUAUAUCUCUCGUGUAUUUUAUACCACCGAAGAAAAACAAGUAUUUUAAGUGGUUUGUUGGUAAGGUGUUAAUUUUUAAGAUGAUUAAAUGCUAAGAAUUUCUCUUAAGUCUCACCCCUUACGUUAAUUGACCGAUCUUCUAUUGCGUCCAAACCUUGCAUACAAGUAUCGUUUAAAAAACUACUUUUUAAAUAUGUAAUGGAAGAAACCAAGCAUUUGGCGAAGCCAGCCAAAAAUGUUUUCUAACGAUGCAAAUUUUUCUACAAAAUGAUUUUUAACUUUCGAAAGUCAAUUCUAUUCAUUGUUUUUUCAUUGGAUGUACACGAAUUUAUUUGCAUCGUAGAAAUAUAAACGGGCUUGGCUUUGCUGCUACAUCUGAGUAGUUUUUAAUCUGUGCUUAUUCAUUUGAUUAAUCAAACAGUUAUUUAUUAAAUGACAUCUAUUUACUGUGAUAAAGAAUUAUAUGAAUUUUACACCGGUUUUA
This is a messenger RNA of Xenia sp. Carnegie-2017, 3135 nucleotides long. RefSeq names its product protoheme IX farnesyltransferase, mitochondrial-like. The transcript is spliced from 7 exons. Gene Ontology annotation, cellular component: membrane; mitochondrion. NCBI's taxonomy places the organism in Eukaryota, Metazoa, Cnidaria, Anthozoa, Malacalcyonacea, Xeniidae. Gene Ontology annotation, molecular function: protoheme IX farnesyltransferase activity. Bases 100 to 1335 code for a protein of 411 amino acids. The record is from RefSeq and is a predicted model, not a curated record. Gene Ontology annotation, biological process: heme biosynthetic process.